CCGUCAUCACGAGCUCCAGUUACUUGCGACGCGACAACCCCCAGACAACGACCAUGACGGACAGCGACAUCCACCCCGGCGCAGCCGCCUACACCCCCCCAAGCAGCUACGCCGAUAUUAUCCUCAGCCCGCCAUCCACCCCGCGCUCGGUCGACCGCUUCGCCUUCAACAGUUUCCUGCGCAAAGAAUACCGGUUCGGCCUCGACCCGACGCGCAAGACAUGUCCGCUGUUCCUACAGGGCCACUGCCCGCUCGGUAACAGCUGUCUCGAUAAACACUUCCUCUCGACCAACAACUCGUCCUCGUCGUUCAACAAUCUAGUGUGCAAGCACUGGCUGCGAUCACUAUGCAAGAAGGGCGAGGGCUGCGAGUUCCUGCACGAGUACAACCUCCGGAAGAUGCCGGAGUGCAAUUUCUUCGUGCGGAAUGGGUACUGCAGCAACGGCGAAGAGUGUCUGUACCUACACGUCGACCCGGAAUCGCGGAUCCCGCGCUGCCAGCGAUACGACAAUGGGUUCUGCGAGCUCGGUCCAAAGUGUGCGCGGAAACAUGUGCGGAGGCCGUUGAUGUGUAAGUUCUUUUUGGCCGGGUUUUGUCCUGAUGGGAGCACGGUGGCUGGUGCGGUCGGCGGUGGGAAGGGCUGCAAGGAGGGCGCGCAUCCGAAGUGGGUUAGUCCUGCGACGCUGCCGUUGCCGACGGUCAAGCGGCCGAGGGAGGAACCGGAGGAGCGGGGUCCUCCGGCGUGGGAGGAGGGUGGCAGGUUUGGCGGCGGAGGUGGCAGCGGAGGUGGCAGCGGACGGGGCGGAUUCCAGGGUGGAGGCCAAGGCAGGAGGAGGUUCUUCAGAGGUCGGGGAUAGUGUUUUCUUGGGCUUCGGGCGUGUACCUUGAGGGCUUUGUUGGGCGUUUUUUGCGAUGUGUUUCUUGUGUCUUGUGUCUUGUUGGGCGAUGGGUGCUCCGAAUAGAAUUCGAUACCGUGCGCCUCCCACGGUCAUUCUCAUGCUGCGAACACAUCCUGUGCUGUCUCCAUCGUUUUAAAGCGCAAUGGUUCUUCGUUCCCGGUGUAUGCGUACCCGAUAGAGUAUUCGAGCACGUGGCCCG
Tricharina praecox is the source of this 1098-nucleotide messenger RNA. RefSeq lists its product as uncharacterized. The coding region runs from base 54 to 857 and encodes 267 amino acids. The record is from RefSeq and is a predicted model, not a curated record. Lineage: Eukaryota; Fungi; Ascomycota; Pezizomycetes; Pezizales; Pyronemataceae. Gene Ontology annotation, molecular function: metal ion binding; RNA binding. The transcript has a single exon.